Molecule: messenger RNA, 1944 nt
Organism: Linum tenue
Lineage: Eukaryota; Viridiplantae; Streptophyta; Magnoliopsida; Malpighiales; Linaceae
Source: the annotation of a GenBank genome assembly
CGUAAACGUUUAUCGACCACCGGCCAAUCGUUCCAUUUUAGUGGUCAGAUUCGUCACUACUGAACAAAGGGGGGGAAAAACGCAACUCUUGCGUCUUCGUCCGUCGUUUGUGUAUUUUUAGAUUCCAGUGACGGCGAAAGGAGGCCGUUCUUCCCCCUUCACUUCUUCCUCUGCUCUGUUGGUUGCAAUUGUUGCUCUGAUUCUUGAGAUGGGGUUCGCGGAGCUUCUGAGUUCAAUUGACUGGGAACAUGAAUCGUAUCCAGCUUACGAAGACUAUAUGGUUCUUCCAUUUUUUGCUUUCUUCUUCCCCACUGUCCGGUUCUUCUUAGACAGAUUCGUAUUUGAGUUAAUGUCCAUGUUGCAGAAAGUGGGGAGAAGAUUGAUUUUUGGAAAGGGAUACCAGAUUGUGGAGGAUGAUGCCGCAGACAGAAAGAAGAAGAUAGGAAAAUUCAAAGAAUCAGCAUGGAAAUGUAUCUACUUCCUUUCCGCUGAGAUUUUAGCUUUAUCUGUCACGUAUAAUGAGCCUUGGUUUACAAACACAAAAAACUUUUGGGUGGGGCCAGGAAAUCAAGUCUGGCCAGAUCAACAAAUGAAGUUAAAGUUGAAAGGCUUAUACAUGUACUCUGCUGGGUUUUAUACAUACUCAAUAUUUGCUCUCAUAUUUUGGGAGACAAGGCGUUCUGACUUCGGAGUCUCCAUGAGCCAUCAUGUUGCUACUGUCAUUCUCAUUGUUCUGUCCUACAUAUUUAGAUUUGGUCGUGUGGGUUCAGUUGUCUUAGCUCUUCAUGACGCUAGUGAUGUAUUUCUGGAGGUGGGAAAAAUGUCCAAAUAUAGUGGUGCUGAAGGCAUAGCAAGCUUUGCAUUUAUUCUUUUCGUAUUAUCGUGGAUCUUGCUCCGGCUCAUUUACUAUCCAUUUUGGGUCCUCUGGAGUACAAGCUAUGAAGUUGUCUUGACGUUGGACAAGAAGAGGCAUGACUGGGAGGGUCCGAUCUAUUAUUACGUGUUUAAUUCUCUUCUAUACUGCUUGCUUGUGCUUCACAUAUAUUGGUGGGUGUUGAUCUAUCGGAUGCUGGUCAAGCAAAUCCAAGCAAGGGGACAGCUAAGUGAUGAUGUUCGAUCAGAUUCAGAAGGUGAACAUGAAGAUUGACUGAAGGUACUCUUAGAUCUCAGAACCACAAAAUGGUCAACUUCUCUCUUUAUAAGUUCCUUACAACGACUUGAAAAUACCUCUUAGAAACAUGAUUAUUUAGGCAAUUGGUCAGGUUCCCAUGUUGCUUAGAAUGUGACUGUUCCUGAGGUUGUCAAACCCAUUCCUUGCCUUCCAACAUAUUGGCAGGUGAACGAUUUGGGGGGGUUUUCAUGUAAUGAAAUGUGAUUCGAGGAGAUACCCUUCACAAUUAGAAGGGAUUGUAUAUGGGUGUUAAUGCAGAUUGCUGAAGCAGAUGAAUACUAGCAAUAGAAGAGUAGUGGAGAUUGCUGAAGCAGAUGAAACAGAUGGACACUAGCAAUAGAGGAGUAGUGGAGAAAUCCAUUCUCCGGUAGCUCUGACGAUCAAUGAUUUGUUGUAUGGAAGGUUUUUCGUUUUCAUUUUAGUAUUUUUCCUGUGUAGGAUUGACUACUAAGAUACUACAUUUGUAGAAUCAGAUCCCCGUGGCCAAUUUGUGGACGAGCUUAUUCUUUAGCAUUUAUCUUCCUUUUCUUUUCUCCCCAAUUAUGUGUCCUCUUAUCAUAAGUUCAGAAACCAGAGCAUCCAGUUCUUGGAACUCACAUAUCAUGACAAAUUCGAGGGUUUUGGUUAUGAACUGGUGAUGAUGAUGUUGACGAGUCGGUGUUAUUGUACGUCUGCAACAUUUCGGCUGCAUAAUGUAACACUAUGAAAUGAAAUGGAGUUCAACGAAUAACGAGUUGGGAAACAGUAAUAUCUGCAAGUCCGGCAAUUACUAG